Molecule: messenger RNA, 2160 nt
Organism: Perca fluviatilis (European perch)
Lineage: Eukaryota; Metazoa; Chordata; Actinopteri; Perciformes; Percidae
Product: deoxyribonuclease-2-beta-like
Exons: 9
Coding region: 296-1525 (409 amino acids)
Biological process (GO): apoptotic DNA fragmentation
Molecular function (GO): deoxyribonuclease II activity
Source: RefSeq, a predicted model, not a curated record
AUAUACCAGAUGGAAAAAAAAAGACUUCACUGCAGUCUAUCAAAUGACUCAGCAGUCCUCCGAAUCGGGGAUGCAAUCUAAAGAUUUUGGGACGUACCCUCUGCCUCCUCAUCAUCACAGACCAACAACACAGAUAUAUAAUCAGCUCUCUGCCUCCUCGGCAUCACAGACCAUCAUCACAGACCAACAACAACAACAACAAGAACGACAGCGUCCUUAGUCACCACGUCACCAAGCUUCUGCAACUUGGGCCAGAGAACUUCAGAUACAUUUCACUGUACCUCUAUAGGGAGUUAUGUGGAGGAUUUUCCUGAUGGUCAGUCUGCUCUGCUGGAGCGCUGAUGGACAAGACGUGACAUGCAGAGACAACAACAACGGAGAAGUGGACUGGUACAUCAUGUACAAGGCACCCAAACUGAAUAACAUCGGAACUAAGGGUUUGGAAUAUAUUUACAUUGAUCCAAAAGGGAAGAAGACCUCUAAAGAUCACAAUAAGCUCAUCAACAAUACUAACGGUGUCCUGGCAAACACCCUCCGGCCCCUUUUUAAACCAACCACAUCAAUGCCAGCAGACUUUGGAUUCAUCAGCUACAGCGACCAACCUCCAGAUGGAAAGGGUGUUCCUGAUAAGUUUGGUCACAGUAAAGGACUUGUGAUGAUGGAUAAAGCCAAGACAGGAGUCUGGCUCUUACACAGCGUACCAAAGUUCCCUUUCAAAAGAGAUAAUAACUUCUAUCCAACCAGCGGAUCAGUGUAUGCUCAGACGUUUAUCUGUGUAACAUUCAACUACAACCAGUUCAACAAGAUAGGUCAACACCUGCUGAACAUCUCAGCUUACCCGUUUGAUCAUCAUAUUCCAACUGACUUUUAUAAUGAGCUUAAGGAGGCUGCAAAUAAAUCAUCGGGCAACAGAAUACCAGGAGAGAUAAUCCAGCACCUGACAUCAGCAGGAGGAACACAGUUUCGUAGCUUUGCUAAGAAACUGUAUAAAGAAGAAGAAAGGCCACAACAAGGAAUAUACGAAGGAGAUCUUUACCUCACUAUUGCAAAGGAAUACAACACUGAUGUGAAAGUCCAAACCUGGCCCUGCAAUCAAGACAAGCCAUACUGCGAACAAAAUCAACCCCAAGUGAUCAAUAUUAAAUCUGUAAAAGCUGAUUUGGGUAACGGGGAAGUUAAGUGGGAGGUUGAGUGGAAGGCUGGUAAUGAUCAUGCCAAGUGGUGUGUAGCUAAAGAUAAUAAUAAUCAUUUGAUCUGUAUCGCUGAUGUAAACAGAGCACUCAAACAAUACACAAGGCCGGGGGGGGCACUGUGCUUUAAUCAUCAACAGGUGAGUGAACUAUUUAAAGGUCUUAUUAAUCAAACUGAGGAUUGCUCCAGUAAGCUCCCCCGUGUCUGGGACCCAGACUGUGACCCUGAUGCUGGAUCAUUGAGUGGAGGGAUAAAUAAGCCUCUCCCUUUGAGUCCAGUUUUGUUUGGGCCUUUGUGUGCUUUGAUUUAUCAUUUUCAAAUGAUUAUAAAUUGACAUAUAUUUCUGAAUCCAUAGUUUAAUACAAACGAGGGUGGACAGAAAUAUCAAUGAUUUAAAGAAUUCUAAUGGCUACCAACUGUCACUGUUAAUUGGAUGUGAUAAGUUAGUAAUGACAAACCGAUUACAAAAGUAAACAUAUACAUAUUGUACACACGGAGGAGUUGGAGAACCAGGGUGCAUUUGGGUAAGACUGGUAUCGUUUGAAAAUAUUCAAUAACAAAAUUAAAUCCAGUUCCUUUGUGACAAAAAUUUAGAAAAAAAUCCAAUUUACCACAAAGAAAUAACUUUACAGUACACUUAAAUCUUGUGUUGUCCUCCCGGCUAAAAAAAUGUUGACACUUUUUUCAGAAUGUUUUUUGCAUUUUCUUCAGCCACUUUUGUAGACGUUUUUGUUGCAUUUUUUUGUUUAUAUUUUUCUGAUGUUUUUCUUGUUCUUUUGCCAUUUUGUCGCUUUUUUCACACUUUUUUCGACAUUUUUGUCACUUUGAUGUUUUCUACGCUUUUUCCCCACUACCACCAGUAUAUACACACCACUAACAUCAAAUUGUGACUAGUUUUACACUUAUUCUUGUAAUUCAUGGUCAAUAAACUUCAUUUAUAUGAAAUCAUACCACAUUGUUGAGUUUAAA